AUGAAACCGUUGAAUAUUGAUAUUCCUGAAUAUGGGGAUGAUGCUCCGAGUAUCCUACCCUCAUAUCAAAUGCACCAAGCCAUAUAUGCGAAGACCUUAACAGUCCCACUUGAGCUGAAUGAACUACUUCCUGGUUAUGAUCAAAUUGACUUUGAUGACAUUAGUUCAUUGACCUCAUCCCUAUCAUCAAUUGAAAGUUCUUCUGCUCUUUACUCUAUACCGUCUUCUACAAUUCUAACAAAUCGUCAUAAUGAUGACGCUGGUUUUGAAGAUUCAUCUAAAAUCCUCGAGAUACAUCAUAAAUUGAACAAACUAUCAUCCAAUUCCCCAAUAAAACUCUCAAUUGAACUCACAGUCAAUGGGUGCAAUAUAGACCCAUCCACCUAUGAAUUCUCUCUGAAUGAUAUAAUAGACGGGAACGUGAUUGCUGAAAAUACCUCCACAGAAAAUGUUCCCUUUACCAUGUUUUACAUAUUUUUAGAGGGUAACAUAAACUCCCAUAGUUUAUUGAACGGCAAAAUAACAAAAUCAAGCACCUUCUUGCAAAUAAUUGACCUUGCUGCAACAUCAUCUGUAUUGGAAGCUGAGUGCGACAACUCCAACAGUUCUGAAAUUGGGUUUGCAUCGUGCGGCUCAGAAAAUAGAGAGGCAAAUAAUUUUAUGCAGCCCGGGUUGCGUUACAUUAAACGUUUUCAAUUCAGAAUCCCAAAGAGCUUGCUUGAUUCCAACUGUAAACACAGCCAUAUCACGAGUCAUUUAGACCUCCCAAGUACAAUUGAGGCUCCGGUGAAGGGGGAAUCGUCAAAAAAUUUGACUUUUCAAAACAUUUCCAUAUCGUAUGAUAUUCAUGUCAAAUGCAUUUCCCCAGACCCUCAAACAAAUCAGUACAGCAUAUUAAAAGAAAAAUCCACCGAAAUCAGAAUAGUGCCACGUACUAAGAGGAGUACACAUUUGGAAAAAUCCAUUCAAAAAUCUCUUGUCAAGUAUGCGUAUCACGAGUUUAUAAAUAGAUUGGAAGAUUGCAUACAACAUUGUAAAGAGUUGAGAGGGUUGGCCUUACCGAAAGAUAAAAUAAAGCACGUUCAUGAAAAUUUGCAAUCUAGUACCGAGAGUGAACUUGAAUAUUUCACUCUGAAUAAUGCAUUUGAAGAAAUCUUUCCAUACAUUAAGUUAAAGCUGGGUCUUUCGUUUGGAAAGAAAGCAAUAAAACCUUUAGGGGAAAUGAAAGUUGAAAUUCCGGUAGAAGAAUACAAAAUUUCUUAUAUACCAUCAUAUAAGUACAUUGGUGGCCAAGAAGUUGACGAAGCCAAAUUGAAAAGCUGGAAUAUCGAUGUUCCCGUUAAUUUCAGUUUCACGGCAGAUUCAGAAAAUAUUAAUGAUUUCCCAACCUUGAAGCUUGCAAAAGCUUCAUUGGUAUCAUUCACUAUUUCCUCAGAAGUAGACAAUCAAAAUAUUCCUCUUGAACUCAAUCAUGACAUGGUCUUUAACAAUAGCAAUCCUGAAGAAAAUUUUUCUAAUUUAGUUACUUCUAAGUUUGAGAAGUACGGUUCAGAGUUAAUAGAUCAUUAUCGUAACCUUAAAGAAACCCAAGGAUUCUUUCCUGAUAAACUGCUUGUGGAAGAUGUUUUGUGCUUAAGUAAAUUGAGAACCAGAAAGAGUGAACUUGUCAUAGAAAACAUUGAAUAUUCUUCAAAAGAAUCGUUUAGUAAAUCGGAAAAGAACUUAGCUUGGAAGAAUGAACUGAGAAAUAAAUAUACUCAGAACUUUACAGUUCAUUUGGAUUUAACCUCAGCAACUGCUAAAGAGAUUGCUUCAAAGCCAACAUUCGGCAAAAGCUACGAUAACUAUUGUUUAAUUCCCAGUUACCAAAAUUGUACGAUGGGUCGUUUGUACUACAUUCAGCUUGACUUGCAACUUUCCAAUGGCAAAACAGUCUCAGUUAAGUUACCUGCUUCCAUUGAAAAUUAG
Molecule: messenger RNA, 1968 nt
Organism: Dujonia railenensis
Lineage: Eukaryota; Fungi; Ascomycota; Pichiomycetes; Serinales; Debaryomycetaceae
Source: the annotation of a GenBank genome assembly